AUGAAUGUAACUGUCACAGCCUGGGUGACUGAAUGCACACAGCAGAAUACAAGUGACUCAGUGGAUUUUCAAGGACCAUUUAACAUGGCUUUGCUGAUCUCAAACCUUCUGAAAUUUAUCAUUUCCCUAGUGGGGCUGGCAGGAAAUGCUGUGGUGCUCUGGCUCCUGGGUUUCUGCAUGCAGAGGAAUGCUUUCACCAUCUAUAUCCUCAACUUGUCAGGAGCUGAUUUUGUCUGUCUGUCCACCCACCUGGUAUCCUCCAUAAUGAGUUUUGUCAGAGCUUUCAAAAUAGACUUCUCCAAACAGUUACGAGUUUUUUUAAUAACUUUUGUCUUGCCCUAUAUUGUAGGCCUGAACAUUCUUACUACCAUUAGCACUGAGCGCUGCCUGUCUGUCCUAAAGCCCAUCUGGUAUCGCUGCCACCGCCCAAAACACAUGUCCUCUGUUGUAUGUGCCCUGAUCUGGGCACUGUCCCUUCUUCUGAUCAUCCUGAGAAUGGAGUUCAAUGGCUUAUUGUUUGGAGAAUCUGAUAGAUAUUUGUAUAAACUAAUAGAUUUCAGCAUUGCCACAUGGUUGAUUUUCUCCUUCGUGCUUCUGUUUGGGACCAGCCUGGAGCUUCUCACCAGAUUAUUGUGUGACUUCCAGAAGCUGAAGCUGACCAAGAUAUAUGUGACCAUUGGGCUCACAGUGUUGGUCUUCCUCCUCUGUGGACUGCCCUGGGGAAUAUAUAAUUUUCUCUUAUGCUGGAUGUCAAUUAUUUCUACUAUGCACCUCUUAAUUCCAUGUCUAGUGAAGAAUGUAUUAACCUGUGUCAAAAGCUGUGCCAAUCCCAUCGUUUACUUCUUUGUUGGCUCUUAUAGACACCAGCAAAGACAGCAAAGAAGGAGCCUCAAAGUAAUUGUGCAGAGAGCUUUGCAGGAUGUUCCUGAUGAGGAUGGAAGCCAAGGCAGCCCUCCUCAGGAGACCCUGGAGAUAUCAGGAAAUACUCAUGUGACCUAA
Sorex araneus (European shrew) is the source of this 999-nucleotide messenger RNA. RefSeq names its product mas-related G-protein coupled receptor member X1-like. Gene Ontology annotation, molecular function: G protein-coupled receptor activity. Gene Ontology annotation, cellular component: membrane. NCBI's taxonomy places the organism in Eukaryota, Metazoa, Chordata, Mammalia, Eulipotyphla, Soricidae. Gene Ontology annotation, biological process: G protein-coupled receptor signaling pathway. Bases 1 to 999 code for a protein of 332 amino acids. The record is from RefSeq and is a predicted model, not a curated record. The transcript has a single exon.